Gongylonema pulchrum is the source of this 285-nucleotide messenger RNA. NCBI's taxonomy places the organism in Eukaryota, Metazoa, Nematoda, Chromadorea, Rhabditida, Gongylonematidae. The record is from the annotation of a GenBank genome assembly.
AUGGGGCCACAGGGACCUCCGGGUCAUCCAGGUGAAAGUGAAGCCGAUGCACUACCAGGGCCGCCGGGACCGAAAGGACCUCCUGGACUUCCAGGUCGUCCUGGUCUUCGUGGCCCACCGGGAGCACCGGGACCUAUCGGAAUGUCCGGCGUACCCGGUGAGCGAGGUGUUUGUCCCACAUACUGUGCAGUCGAUGGUGGUACAUUUUAUGCAACUGCUGAAGAUAACAAAAAAAAGAAGAGUCUACGAAUAUCCAGCAUACCGCAUAAUUCUCGGAUCUUGUGA